Messenger RNA from Lampris incognitus (smalleye Pacific opah), 2436 nucleotides. RefSeq names its product transmembrane serine protease 7 (gene tmprss7). Gene Ontology annotation, biological process: proteolysis. The record is from RefSeq and is a predicted model, not a curated record. Lineage: Eukaryota; Metazoa; Chordata; Actinopteri; Lampriformes; Lampridae. Gene Ontology annotation, molecular function: protein binding; serine-type endopeptidase activity.
GAUGUGUCCGUGGAGGUGGCCACAGUGGACCACACCCUGCGAAAGCUGUGCAGGAAGUACAACAGACGCAGGCGGAGGCCCGGGAGGCUCAAGGGACCGUGGCCCCCUAUAAAGAACCUCCAGUACCUGGCUAUAAUCAUCACCGUGGUGGUCUUUGUGGUGGUGGUUGUCAUGUGGUCCCUGCUAUGGGUGUUCAUAUUCCGCAGGGAAAGCAGCAGCGGGGCGUAUUUUGCCGGCAUGUUCCGCGUUGCCAACGUGGAGUUCAUCCCAGAGUACCGCCAGGCCGAGUCCCACGAGUUUGUAUCCAUGGCUACCAAAAUACAGCAUGUGGUCAGCAACGUGUACAAAAUGUCGUCCGUGGCCAGACUCUACAAGCACGCCGUCAUUUCGGACCUCAGCAACAACGAUAAGGGUGGCGUGCUGGUGCACUUCUGGAUCGUGUUCAUGGUCCCUCGCCUGAAGAGCCCGGCGGUGUGCGAGGAGUGCGUGGGAUCCAUCCUCCGCGACUCCGUCCUCACCAGCCUGAAGAACAGGUCGUCCGUAGGAUACCUACUGGGUCUGCCGGUGGAUAUAGACUCCAUCCUCGUCAAUGCCGCUCAACGCUCAGAUUACACAUCAACCUCAACAGGCUCUCAGUGUGUGGACAAACUGUACGCCAACCUGCCAGGGCCGAAAGUGCCGCUCAACGUCUAUUCGUCGUGGGGCGGGGUCAACUGUUACGUUAAGCUGACGUCAGUUCCGGGCUCUCUGAUCCGGCUGACCGUCACCUCCUUCCUCAUAGAGCCCAGCGACUGCGUGAGCGACGCCCUCACCGUGUACGACGCGCUGCUGCCCAUGAGAGGGCGCACUCUGCACAGGGUGUGUGAGCCAGUGACUGCACCCCUCUCUCUGGUGUCUACCUCCAACGUCAUGCUGCUCUCCUUCAGAAUGACCCAGGGCAACAAGAGCUUCCGGGGAAACUUCCAGGCCAUCGCCGAGGAAAUGUGUGUGUCUCACAUUGAGACCCAGUUAAAGCCCGACUUCACCAGCCAGAUCUACAGCCCCUUCCACCCCAGCCUGCUGCCCCCUCGGUGCUCCUGCACCUGGAGGUUUCAGACUCCUGACCAAGCUCUGGGAGUCGCUCUGAAGUUCCAUAACUACGUACUGAAACCGAAGGACAUGAAGGGCUGUGAACACGGCUGGUGGAAGGUCAACGAAAUGAUAUUCUGCGGCAGCUACGUGGGUCACGCCACAGUCUUCAGGAUCGCCGACCACAAACCCGAGGUGGAAUUCCGCUGCAGCUCCCGAACCUCGGACCAGCCCUUUCAGGCCUCACACGGCAGCUACAACAUCAGCCAGCCCUGUCCGGAUGACCACUUCCUGUGCUCCAGCGGACUUUGCGUGGAGAAGCGCCGGCGCUGCGACGGGCUGGAUGACUGCCAGGAUGAGAGCGACGAGGUCUUCUGCUCAAGGCCUGCAAAAAACUGUGCUGGCAGCAGCCCUCUGCACCCUCUGUACAUAUGCAAUGGAGAGAGAGACUGCAUCAAUGGGAAGGAUGAGAGCAACUGCACUCAGGAGUCCCCCUGCACGGCAGUCAAGUACGAAUGCGGCAGCGGAUCCUGUAUCCUGAAGAAGAACGCGAGGUGUGACGGCGUUCCCGACUGUCCGGACCACAGCGAUGAGAAGGACUGCGCCUGCGGCCAUCCAUCCCCGGUGAAGAAGGUGGGCUCGUCGACGGGCGCGGGGCGCGUGGUGGGCGGAGUCAACUCCGUGGAGGGGGAGUGGCCGUGGCAGGUCAGCCUCCACUUCUCGGGCAAUUUGUACUGCGGCGCCUCCGUCCUCUCCUCCGACUGGCUCGUCUCGGCUGCCCACUGCUUCAGCAAAGACAGGCUCUCGGACCCACGCCACUGGAGCGCCCACCUCGGGAUGCUGACCCAGGGCGGCGCCAAGCACGUGGCAGAGGUCCGCCGGAUCGUGGUGCACGAGUAUUACAACCCACGUACGUUCGACUACGACGUCGCCCUGCUACAGCUGAAGAAGCCCUGGCCCCCCUCCCUCGACCCGCUUGUCCAGCCCGUGUGCCUGCCGGCCCCCUCCCAGGCCCUCACCCAGAACCACCACUGCUGGGUCACAGGCUGGGGCUACCGCUCAGAGGACGACAAGGUGCUGCCUGUGGUGCUCCAGAAAGCAGAGGUGUCCAUACUGAGCCAGAGUGAGUGUAAAAAGAGGUACGGCCCCAUCUCGCCACGCAUGCUUUGUGCCGGGGUCCCCUCCGGAGAACAGGACGCCUGUAGGGGAGACUCAGGGGGCCCUCUGUCGUGUCGGGCACCAGGUGGGGGUCGCUGGUUCUUGAUCGGUGUUGUGAGCUGGGGGGCCGGCUGUGGCAGACCGAACCUCCCCGGGGUCUACACCAGGGUCAACAAGUUCACCUCUUGGAUCCACAGCCAUAUAAACUGA